AUGUCCGCCACAAACGGCGUCAACGGCCAUGUCAAUGGCUCCUCGAGUGCCCUCUGCUCUGUUGAUGAACUGGUGUCUCGCAAAUAUGACUUUGUUGUGGUUGGAGGAGGUACUGCUGGUCUAGUGGUCGCUGCUCGCCUCACCGAGGAUCCAAAUAUCUCUGUGGCGGUCCUGGAAGCUGGAGAGAAUCGAAUGGACGACAAGGCAGUGUCCACCCCUUCACUCUAUCCCACUAUGAUCGGCAGGAAAGAAUACGACUGGUGCAUGACGAGCACACCACAACCCAAUGCAGGCAACAAGGUCUACUCGAUGCCUCGCGGAAAGGUGCUCGGCGGCAGCUCUGCUAUCAACUAUCUCAUGUAUGUUAGAGGGUCAAAGAAUGAUUACGAGGGAUGGAAGUCAAUGGGCAACCCUGGCUGGGGUUGGGAGGAUAUGCUUCCUUACUUCAAGAAACACCAAACAUUGGACGAUUCUGCUCGGCACAGUGAUCCACAAUUCAUGCCUAUCGCGGGAGGGGACAAGUAUCAUGGAUCCAGUGGGCCUGUCCAUACCAGCUUCAACGACUGGUAUAUGCCAUUAGAGGUGGAAUUUGCCGAAGCUGCCUAUGCAGUUACCGGGACAAAGAAGACCAUUAAUGACGCGUGGAGCGGCGACCAUCUGGGCUUCUAUUCGAGUCUUGGGGCCGUGAACAGAUCCGAUGAUCCUGGAAAACGAUCCUACGCUGCAACCGGAUAUCUUCGUCCGAAUCUGAGACGACCAAACUUGAAAGUCCUGACGGAAGCGCAGGCCACCAAGAUUGUCUUGGAUGGAGACACGGCCAAGGGCGUUGAAUUCGUCCACAAGGGUCAGAAAUACAGCGUCGACGCAACGCGCGAAGUCAUUCUGUCUGCCGGCGUGAUUCAAAGUCCUCAAUUGCUCGAGCUCUCGGGAAUCGGCGAUCCCGAAGUUCUCAGGGCGGCUGGUGUUGAGUGCGUCGUUGAGAACAAGGGAGUGGGCGCCAAUUUCCAGGACCAUGUUCUCGGAGGACUCCUAUUCGACCUCAAACCCGGCAUUGAUUCCAUGGAUGCUCUGCACGGCGAAGAGUUCAUGAAAGCACAGCAGGACGUAUAUCAGAACAGUCAGAAAGGACUGUAUGCUAGCCCAGGCAUGAUGAUGGGAUUCGUGUCGUACGCGUCCCUGGUCACUCCUGACGAGCUCGACGCAACGAUUAAAGAAAUCAAAGAGAAGUCGCUUGCGAAGACGGACUUUGAGAAAGCUCAAGAAAAGGUAAUUGUCGACCAACUCCGCGACCCAACCUUUGCCAAUCUCCAAACCUUCUGCAUCCCAUGCCGUCUGGACGUGGCCAAGGGCUCCGAUCAGACGCAGUUCUUUGGCAAACCACCCAACGGCAAACAGCAGCUCUCGUUGCUCAUGUGCCUAGAACACCCUCUGUCAAGAGGCACAGUACACAUCAAAUCGUCGGACCCGUUGGCGCCUCCCGAGAUCGACCCGGGAUACUUCCGGAAUGAGGUCGACGCCAAAAUCCUCGCGGCCGGUAUGAAGUGGAUGGACAAGGUCGCCAGGCAUCCCUUGCUGGCGAAAUCACUCGCCGAGAGAGAACUGCCGCCCGAGAAGGAGAGUCUCGACAGCGAGGAGAGGAGGAUCGAGUAUGUCAAGAACCACAUCAGCACACAGUACCACUUGAUCGGGACGUGCGCGCUCGGCGAGGUUGUGGACACAGACUUGAAGGUCAAAGGGGUCAAGAACCUGAGGGUGGUGGACGCCUCCAUCUUCCCUGGCCAUGUAUCUGGGAAUAUCAUGGCCACCACUUACGCCGUGGCCGAAAAGGGCGCGGAUCUGAUCAAGAAGGAUAUUUAG
Molecule: messenger RNA, 1857 nt
Organism: Fonsecaea nubica
Lineage: Eukaryota; Fungi; Ascomycota; Eurotiomycetes; Chaetothyriales; Herpotrichiellaceae
Exons: 4
Coding region: 1-1857 (618 amino acids)
Molecular function (GO): flavin adenine dinucleotide binding; oxidoreductase activity, acting on CH-OH group of donors
Source: RefSeq, a predicted model, not a curated record